This is a messenger RNA of Trichosurus vulpecula (common brushtail), 557 nucleotides long. RefSeq names its product actin-related protein 2/3 complex subunit 3-like. The record is from RefSeq and is a predicted model, not a curated record. Bases 1 to 537 code for a protein of 178 amino acids. Lineage: Eukaryota; Metazoa; Chordata; Mammalia; Diprotodontia; Phalangeridae. Gene Ontology annotation, biological process: Arp2/3 complex-mediated actin nucleation; regulation of actin filament polymerization. Gene Ontology annotation, molecular function: actin filament binding. Gene Ontology annotation, cellular component: Arp2/3 protein complex; cytoskeleton. The transcript has a single exon.
AUGCCGGCAUACCACUCCUCUCUCAUGGACCCCAACACCAAACUAAUUGGAAACAUGGCACUAUUAUCCAUUAGCAGUCAAUUCAAAGGACCAGCUCCCAGAGAAACAAAAGACAUGGAUAUUGUGGAUGAAACUAUCUAUUAUUGCAAGGACAAUGUCUUCUUCAAAAACUAUGAAAUUAAGAAUGAAGCUGAUAGGACAUUGAUCUACAUAACUCUUUACAUUUCUGAAUGCUUAAAUAAACUCCAGAAGUGCAAGUCAAAAAGCCAAAGAGAGAAAGAAAUGUAUACACUGGGAAUCACUAAUUUUCCCAUUCCUGGAGAGCCGGGUUUCCUUCUUAAUGCAAUUUAUGCCAAACCUGCAAAUAAGCAAGAAGAUGAAGUCAUGAGGGCCUACUUACAGCAGCUGCAUCAAGAAACUAGGCUGAGGCUUUGUGAGAAGGUCUUUGAUCCUCAGAGCAACAAGCCCAGCAAGUGGUGGACUUGCUUUGUGAAGAGGCAGUUCAUGAACAAGAGUCUUUCGGGGCCUGGGCAGUGACCAGGUCUUGUGCAGUCAUC